UUUGAUCCGAACACCCGCUACCCCAGUCAGGCUGAUGCAACUUCAUUGAGGUGUCAGCGGUGUCUAAAUAUACGGGACCUGGAAAGAUGACAGACUGUCAUGGAGAUGGCGAAGGAGACAAAAGUCCUCUGGAGAUCUACGAGCAGCUGGCAGCUCAAGGAGACGAAGUCAGGGUCUUGAAAAACGCGAAAGCAGAGGAAGCUGAAAUUGCUGCUGCUGUCCAGAUGCUGCAAAAGAUGAAAGUAAACUACAAACAGUUGACGGGUCAGGAUUACAAAGCAGGCUGUCCGCCCUCAGACGACUCUGUUGCCCCUGACAACAGGCCAGCAGCAGAUGGGGCGAACAACGAAGACACUGUUGACCCAUGGAACGUUUCCACCGACAGCGCCAAGGGAGUGGAUUACGACAAACUCAUCGUGAGGUUUGGCAGCAGUAAAAUUGACAUGGAGCUGGUGGACAGAAUAGAAAAGGUAUCGGGACAGAAGCCGCACCACUUUCUACGCAGAGGGGUUUUCUUCUCGCACAGAGAUAUGCAUCAGGUGCUUGAUGCGUAUGAGAAGCACAAGUCCUUCUACCUUUACACUGGCAGAGGUCCGUCGUCAGAGGCCAUGCAUGUCGGUCACCUCAUCCCCUUCAUCUUCACCAAAUGGUUGCAGGAUGCAUUUGACAUUCCUCUGGUGAUCCAGUUGACGGACGAUGAGAAGUAUCUGUGGAAGGAUCUAACACUAGAAGAGUGCCACCGCUUUGCUGUGGAAAAUGCAAAGGACAUCAUUGCCUGCGGCUUUGAUGUGAACAAAACCUUCAUCUUCUCUGACCUCGAAUACAUGGGAGCAUCCCCUGAAUUCUACAGAAAUGUGGUGAAGGUCCAGAAACAUGUGACGUUCAACCAGGUCAAAGGCAUCUUUGGAUUUACCGACAGCGACUGCAUCGGGAAGAUCAGCUUCCCAGCCAUCCAGGCAGCCCCAUCUUUCAGCAGCUCGUUCCCACAGAUCUUUAAAGGCAGAACGGAUGUUCAGUGUCUCAUCCCCUGUGCAAUAGACCAGGACCCCUACUUCAGGAUGACCCGUGAUGUCGCUCCAAGGAUCGGCUACACCAAACCAGCCCUGCUGCACUCCACCUUCUUCCCAGCCCUGCAGGGGGCGCAGACCAAGAUGAGCGCCAGUGAUGCCAACACCUCGAUCUUCCUCACUGACACUCCCAAGCAGAUCAAAAACAAGGUCAACAAACAUGCCUUUUCGGGAGGAAAAGACACAGUGGAAGAGCACAGGAAGUAUGGUGGAAACCCAGAUAUAGACGUUGCCUUCAUGUACCUGACCUUCUUCCUGGAGGAUGAUGAACAGCUGGAGAAGAUCAGACAGGAUUACCUCAGUGGAGCUCUUCUCACGGGAGAACUGAAGAAGCUUUUGAUUGAGACGCUGCAGCCGAUCAUUCUGCAACAUCAAGAGCGACGCAAACAAGUCACAGCCGAGACAGUCAAAGAGUUCAUGACCCCCAGGCCUUUAAACUUUAACUUAUAGCCUGCUUGUGGAACUGUGACGUCAAGGUGUAUCAAGUCACUGAUCUCUCUGCCAGUGCAAAGAAUGAUCCAUCUUUUUCCAUUUAACUUGCAACGUGAAGACGAUGGUGUGCUACUCUGUGGCCGACGAAGCAUUACCCUCGCCUUCAUGCUACUUGUUAUAAAUCUAUUGUCAUGAAGUGUUUGUGUUUGCAGCGCUGCUGUAAUGUCACAUGAACCCGACUCUUCACCCAGAAAACCAUUCCGGAUGAAUGACAAAUAAAUAGUUAUUGUUGCUAAAUCUGCUUCCAACACAGCUACGCGUCCACCUUUUAACAGUGUUAGUCGAGAAGUUGUAUUUUACUUUGGGGGGGGGUAGCCAUAGCCAUUGAACAGUAACUGUCCCUUUGGAAUGAACAGAAGCAGCUGUGUGUAAGUGAUCGGUGCAGGAUGAUCAUAUGAGAGGUGAAUGUCUGAAGAGUUUGAGCAUAUCAAUAAAGAGGCUAUCUGUGUCAAAUGUUUGUCUUAUCAGCAAAAGGAAGUUAAUUCAACUCUUUCUGAGCGCAGUCGAAGUGUUGAGGGUAUGCACGGACAUAAAUAAAAAGGACUUGAACAACCACAAA
Molecule: messenger RNA, 2118 nt
Organism: Pseudoliparis swirei
Lineage: Eukaryota; Metazoa; Chordata; Actinopteri; Perciformes; Liparidae
Gene: wars1
Product: tryptophan--tRNA ligase, cytoplasmic
Exons: 11
Coding region: 87-1517 (476 amino acids)
Biological process (GO): tryptophanyl-tRNA aminoacylation
Cellular component (GO): cytoplasm
Molecular function (GO): tryptophan-tRNA ligase activity; ATP binding
Source: RefSeq, a predicted model, not a curated record